GUUGCCUAGGCGACAAGGACUGCUUCCUCUAGAGAUAUCAUGGCAGGACUGUGGACCCCAGGGGCUAUGACCCCCGCGGUGACUCCAGCAGACAGCACAGCUGACUCUGAGAGAAAUAUAGAAUUCCAGGAGAAUGAAAAGAUCCUGUCUCCAGAUUUUCUCUCAAUUGACCAGAUCACUGACCUGCUAGAAGAAGCAGACAUGGAUGGAGUUCAAGAAAAAAUGAGAGUGUUUCUGAAUUUUAAAGAUCUCCAGACUUGCUUAAGAGACGCCAUUCUCUUAGACUACUAUGUGUCCGGGUUCUUUUGGGCCAAAAACAUGAACUUUUCCAUCGACCAACAUUCAAAAUUCAUGACUUUGCUGGACAUGUUACUGCAUAAUCUUCAAACACUCCAUAUGUCCUUAGAGGACAGCAUCAAGUGGCUUGGGGAAGUGAUGGCAGAAAUUGGACCUAACCAUUCACAGAAGAAUGAGGAGUUGCAUAUCUUUGAUGUCAGAGAAGCCAAUGCCAUCAUCGAUUACUUAAAAAUCAGCUUAUUCCAGCACUACAGGCUCUACGAGUUUAUGUUCUACUCGACCAGGGAAGAAAUUGUCAUCGGAACCGAGCAAACCAUAGAAGCCGUCAAGCCUGCAGACCACCCUUUCCCAGCUCCGCUGGAGGAAGGAAUCUCUUUGGAUAUCUAUUCGGCUUUCUUAGAACGGAUGCCAACCCCAGAGACCGAAGGGAAGGUGCUGGAUCAAGAGCAAAGCCCCCAGGAGUCCCAGUCAGAGACUGAAGGCGCAGAGGUGGAUUCUUUAGUUGGUUUCACCAUCGACGAUGUAAAAUCAGCACUGGCUCGAGUGACAGAUGAGGUUUUGUUGAACAUUCAGAAGGAGAUAAACGAAAAACUGCAAGUACAGGAAGAGGCCUUUAAUGCACGAAUAGAGAAACUGAAGAAAGCCUGAGGACUUGGUACGAGCGAAGUGAUGCUGGACUUCAGAGAAACAAACAACACUGGGCAGAAUUAAUGGAUUCUCAGGAGUGCUGUGUCACCUCCAGACCUCCGUGAAGGGGAAGCCCGCUUUUCUUCAUCCUCACUGCUUAGCAACGCCUGGUCCAGACUCUCCUGUCCCACACCCCCCUCUGGCUGCAGUGCCAACUGCAACAGCACUGCAUUGUGUAUGAGACUUUGGAGAGUUAUGUAUGACAAUAUAAUUACUGUCAGGAUGCCCCUGUGUUGUUGUGAAUAAUAAAUACUAUUCCUCUCUA
Molecule: messenger RNA, 1249 nt
Organism: Mesocricetus auratus (golden hamster)
Lineage: Eukaryota; Metazoa; Chordata; Mammalia; Rodentia; Cricetidae
Gene: Cabcoco1
Product: ciliary associated calcium binding coiled-coil 1
Exons: 8
Coding region: 40-945 (301 amino acids)
Source: RefSeq, a predicted model, not a curated record